Messenger RNA from Xenopus tropicalis (tropical clawed frog), 945 nucleotides. Its product is annotated as olfactory receptor 1019-like. Gene Ontology annotation, cellular component: membrane; plasma membrane. Gene Ontology annotation, biological process: G protein-coupled receptor signaling pathway; signal transduction; detection of chemical stimulus involved in sensory perception of smell. NCBI's taxonomy places the organism in Eukaryota, Metazoa, Chordata, Amphibia, Anura, Pipidae. The transcript has a single exon. The coding region runs from base 1 to 945 and encodes 314 amino acids. The record is from RefSeq and is a predicted model, not a curated record. Gene Ontology annotation, molecular function: olfactory receptor activity; G protein-coupled receptor activity.
AUGGAUGUUGCCAAUCAGACUAUUGUGUCUGAGCUGGUUCUUCUGGGUCUCACCAAUUGUAAGCAACUGCAGAUGCCUCUCUUUGCACUGUUCUUUCUUGUGUACCUUCUAACAGUACUUGGCAAUGUUGGCAUGGCGCUUAUAAUCUGGAUAUCUCCUCAACUUCACAGUUCAAUGUACUUCUUUCUUUUCAAUCUUUCUUUCGUGGAUGCCUGCUUUUCUACCACCAUUAGCCCUAGAAUGCUGUUCAACUUCUUCCUGGAGACUGCAAGAAUUUCUGUAAUAGAAUGUGCCUUUCAGAUGUAUUUUGCGGUCUCUUUUGGUAGCACCGAAUGCUUUCUUCUUGCUUUCAUGGCAUAUGACAGAUACAUUGCCAUCUGCAGUCCAUUGUACUACUCUGUCAUUAUGACAAAGUACCAUUGUCUUCAACUAAUGGCAAUAUCAUAUGUCUGUGGCUUCCUUCACUCCAUUAUUCAUACUGCUGCAACUUUUAAGCAUUCUCUGUGCUGGACAGAUAUUCACCAUUUUUUCUGUGACAUUCAGCCCCUAUUGAAACUUUCUUGCCAGAAAACCAUCACUAAUGAGAUUCUUCUUGUGAUCUUCAGUGGUUCAAUAACAAUGUUAUGCCUUCUUGGAACUGUUCUAUCUUAUUUUUGGAUCUUGAAUGCCAUCUAUAAAAUGUAUUCUUCGGGUGUAAGGUACAAAACCUUCUCAACAUGCUCUUCCCAUCUGGUGUCUGUCUUCUUGUUUUUUGGCAGUGUUCUUUUUAUGUAUUUAAGACCAAAUUCCAGUUAUAAAGAUGAGGAUCUGUCAGCUUCUGUGUUUUAUUCUCUUGUAAUACCCAUGUUAAAUCCAAUGAUUUAUAGUCUAAGAAAUAGAGACGUUAGACUGGUCCUUUGGAAAAUAUUCUCAAUGAAUGAACAUAUUAAUCUGGGGCUGCAUUAA